Molecule: messenger RNA, 153 nt
Organism: Perkinsus marinus ATCC 50983
Lineage: Eukaryota; Perkinsozoa; Perkinsida; Perkinsidae
Exons: 2
Coding region: 1-153 (50 amino acids)
Biological process (GO): cysteinyl-tRNA aminoacylation
Cellular component (GO): cytoplasm
Molecular function (GO): cysteine-tRNA ligase activity; ATP binding
Source: RefSeq, a predicted model, not a curated record
AUGGAGCAUGCUCGAGCCUAUCUAACCUUUGAUAUCAUUUGGAGGAUCCCGGAAGACUAUUUCCAGUACCGGUUUCUAUAUCAGAUGAACAUCACUGAUAUUGACGAUAAGAUUAUUCUCGAGGCUCUGAAGGGCGAGCUUGUGCGACGGUAA